AGAUUGUGGUUGAGUCGCUGUGGGGAGCCAUAUUGCAGCUGUCAGUUAGAGGCUGGCUCCUGCAGCCGGAAAAGGAGAAACGUUCAACGGUGCGGGAGUAGUGAAAACUGGCUGCGGGAGGCGGCGGAGACAGCGGGGCAGAAGGAUUUACACCUUCGCCACUUAGUCCGCGCCGCCUUGACCCGCCGUGGCCCCUGCUCGAGGACUUUUUGGGGACGAGUUAAAAGAGGCGGCCCAAGGAGCCUCGUAUUUUAUUAGUAGGGCUGGCCUGAAGAGAGACGUUGACAUAGAACUGGGGAAGACGGAUGAUCUCCGAAACUCUUCGUGAUUUACUUUUUUCUUCCGGAUAUCACAUGCUGUGGGUGUACUGCACAUUUUUUUAUUGCUUAUUUAUAUAUUUUGUCGGUCUCUAAGCUUCGUGUCACUCUUGUAUCGGUGUUGUGGAGAUCUACGCAAGCUUGUUGUGGACUCGAAUGUGGACGCCUCGCAAUUGAGAUCACCGGUUUGUCCAAGAAGAGAGGGGGAAAGGCUCCUGCUGUGGAUCGGCAAGAUGUUCUGGAAAUUUGAGAUGACAUCCAGCUCUCAGCUGGACUCUGUGCUUGCUCGGGAGGAUGUUGUACUCUCCGAGGUACUGGACGAAGAAGAUGUACUUCAGGAGUGUAAAGUAAACAACCGUCGACUUUUGGAGUUUCUUACUCAGCCCCAAAACAUGAGAGAGUUAGUAAGCUAUAUUACCCAGGAGCCUCCAGAAGACCUUGAUGAGAGGUGGAGAUUCAAAUAUCCUAAUAUCUCAUGUGAGAUUUUGACUGCUGAUGUUCCUCACAUUAAUGAUGCAUUGGGGGAUGACCAGAGCUUGCUCAAUCAACUGUACUCUUUUCUGCAGACCGGAAGUGGUUUUACACUGAACCCUCUAUUGGCAUCUUUCUUCAGUCGGGUCAUGGGUCUUUUAAUCAGUCGAAAGACUGAGCAGAUUAUAUCUUUCCUGCGGAAGAGAGAGGAUUUUGUGGAUCUUCUUCUGCAGCACAUUGGCACCUCAGCUAUCAUGGAUUUACUAUUGAGAUUAUUAACUUGUGUGGAACAGCCAUCACUCAGACAGGAAGUGUUGAACUGGUUGAUCGAUGAGCGUAUUAUCCAACGUCUAAUUGAUAUGAUCCACCCUUCCAAAGAUGAGGAGCAACACUGUAAUGGUUCUUCCUCCUUGUAUGAUAUCAUCAGGCUGAACCGGGAUCAGCUAAUUCACAUCCAGCUCAGCCCAGAACAUGACCAGCUGUUGAGUAUAUUAGAAAAACAGGAAACCAUUGAGCAACUUUUGUCCAACAUGUUUGAUGAUGAACGCAAAGAAUCUGUUAUUGUCAAUGGGAUUCAAGUCUUGCUGACGUUACUUGAACCUCGCAGACCCAGACCGGAGCUGGGUGGAAUUGGUGGUUUUUUCAAUAUUGAUGGGCAGCUGGAAAUCUGCCAUCCUACAUUUGAACCCUCUUCACAACAGAGCACUUUGGGAACACUUCUUGCCAUCAAGCAGAGGUUCCGAGACUUCCAGCAACUUUUAGUUGAUCCUCCCAAGAAAGAGCCCAUGAAGAUGACAUUUGGGGUACUGGAUCCUCCUUUGGGAAACACUCGCCUUCAGGUGGUCAAGCUAUUGAAUUACAUCUUGCAAGCUAGUAACAGGGACGUCUUACAAGAACUUCUUAGUUACCGUUUGCUGGAAACAACUCUGGACCUGUUCUUCCAGUACACCAACAAUAACUUUCUCCACACACAGGUAGAACAGUGUGUUGGGCUCAUUCUUUCCAGCCCUUGGCCUGUUGAGGAGCCCGGUGAUGAUAAUUCAACUUCUAACACUGAUAACCAACUUGUCAGACAUUUAUUAGAAAAAUGUGGCUUAAUUCAGAGAAUCUUAACAGCUUGGGAAGAAAACGACAAAGAACAGAUGACUGGAGGGAGGAGGCGGGGCUAUAUGGGUCAUCUAACUAGAAUAGCCAAUCAUAUUGUCCAAAGUUGUGAGAAAGGUCCCAACCAGUCAGUUACCCUGGAAAUUCUUAAAGCACUUCUAGAAGAUGAAAAAGAGAGAUGGGAAAAGUUCACCAUGGGUUCACUCUCAGAAACAAACAAGCGCAACACAAUUGACCUGGAAAGCACGCACAAUUUGCACUCCUCCAGUGAUGAUGAAGAAAAUGAGUUGAAAGAGUUUAGUUUUCCUCAGGAAGCUGUCCUGCAGCAGGCCUUUGCAGAUUAUCAGAUGCAGCAGAUGACUUCAACUUUUAUUGACCAUUUUGGGUUCAACGAUGAGGAAUUUGGGGAACAAGAAGACAGUGUCAAUGCUCCUUUUGACAAGGCGGCAAAUAUCAAUUUCUCUCUCAACAUGGAAAAUGAAAGUCCAAAUUCAAAUCUUUUUGACCUGUGCUGCAAAGAACGAAUUCAACAGUUUAAUGAUGAGGAAGGUGACAAUUCAGACGAGGAAGAUGUCUGGCAAGAGAAGGAGCUUCGGUUCUCCUCUGGGACAGUCCCCAGCAGCUAUAGAAACUCUGAGAGUACAGGUAGCCGGGAUUCCGAUGAAGAAGAUGGUGAGGAAGAGGUAGAAAAUGAGAAAGUAUCCCAACAGUUGAACACAGAAGAAAACGAUGUUGAAAACACCAAAGAAGAAACUGGAUGGGUUGCAGAUUUUUCCUCAUUAUCUGUGGCUCCCAAUCAGACAGCAGUAGAUUUGGGAUCAAGUGUGUGGGAAGGCUCUGCUCAGCCAGGAACGGGAGAUAGUGAAGAUUGGGCUGUCUUUUCAAGCAACUCACCAAAAAAUAGUGCCCAUGUACCUCAUGUUCAGAUGGAAUCAACAGCUGUUGCAUCAAAGGAAAAUGAGUGCAAGCAUGGAUCACAGGAUGCUUCAUCCACCUUAGAUCCACCUGCUGCCUCACUUUCUGCACAAGCAGCAAAGUAUGCUGUCCCUACUACAACACCAAAUUCUUCAUCAUUGGACUCUGCUGACUCAUCAUCAUCAUCAACAGAACCCUCUGUCACUGAUGCAGAUAAAAGUAGUUCUUGUCAAAAAGCCCCACAGGAUCUUUCAUCACAACACUCGGUAACCUCCAAGACUGGUUGCAGCUCAGAAACAGUAAACAGCAAAGUGACCCCAGGGCAAGGGGAAGAAAGUCAACCUGAUUGUACUCUGCCCAAUGGGGAUAUGCAGGAGCCUCCUAGUAGUGAAUCCACUGCUACCUCAGACUCGUGUGCAGGCACUCAGACUAUACAAAAUCAACACUCAAAUGGCAUCACAGGAAGAGCCACCAAUCCAGAGCACAAAACAGAACAGCACAGGUAAGUGGCACACAGGAUCAGAGGUGCAGCCAGAUGGCAGCUGCCGGCCCCCUUCCCCAUGCUUCAGACCCUACCGUCACAUUGUGGGACAGAGAGCUACAGGUACAGCUACAGAAAGCGAUGACAGACUAAAUGAUGGCUGGAUGGUCACCAUAACACUUGUAGAGCUGGGGAAAAAAUCCAGCAGGACUUCAACUGAGGACACCACUAUCCCACAAAAUGUGUAUCUUUGGUCCUGCUGCGUCGUUUUUUUGCAGAUUUGAAUCCCUGUGUAUUUUCAUUCUUUUUUUUUCUUUGUACUUAAUUCUUUUUCUGUUAAAAUAUUAAACAUUGGAGAAUGGUU
This is a messenger RNA of Polypterus senegalus (gray bichir), 3652 nucleotides long. Its product is annotated as serine/threonine-protein phosphatase 6 regulatory subunit 1-like. Gene Ontology annotation, molecular function: protein phosphatase regulator activity; protein phosphatase binding. The transcript has 23 exons. Gene Ontology annotation, cellular component: nucleus; cytosol. Bases 551 to 3313 code for a protein of 920 amino acids. The record is from RefSeq and is a predicted model, not a curated record. Lineage: Eukaryota; Metazoa; Chordata; Cladistia; Polypteriformes; Polypteridae.